Chara braunii is the source of this 1529-nucleotide messenger RNA. Lineage: Eukaryota; Viridiplantae; Streptophyta; Charophyceae; Charales; Characeae. The record is from the annotation of a GenBank genome assembly.
UUAAAGUGGAAAGCCUCAACGUUGCAUUGUACGUUGCAAAAAGUACGACGAUGAUCUUCGCGUGGCUGGUGGACAAAAGAAGCGCAGAGGUGGUGUUGGGGGGUGAUAUUUAUAAAUUGGAGUUCAAGCCUUGGCUUACUAAUGCACAGCUGAGGGAGCAGCGACGACUAGAGGAAAUUACGACCUUCUGGGUCAUCGCUGUUCAAGUCCCUCUGGAUGCCAUGUUCUACCUGGAGUCGCAUAUACGACGAGCCAUCGGCCCUGUCACGAUGACGCACCCGCCAGAGCGAGACCGUCUUAAACCAGCCUUGGAGACGAACUGGUGGUCAAGCUCGCAUCAUCAGAUACUCCACGCCGCCGCAAAUGCCGAGCGUUCUUUCACUUCCCAGAGGAAUGUAGAAGGGGAGGUCGUUCACACCAACAGCAGGGCAGUGCUGGAGGACAAGGUGGUAGAGAAGAAGCGGCUCAAGAGGGCGGCCCACUGGGCAGAGGAGGUAACAGCGGCCCACUCGUCGAUGGGAGGAGUAGGCAACCACAUACCAGAUAUGAACUUCGCGAGUAUCUACCAGAAUCCAGGCUUCAUGGCGCCACCUCAGGCCACCCAACCUAAUGUUUUUCUGGCCCAGCUGUUUCAAGAAAUGGCACUCGCUCAAUCAGGCGGAGUCUUCCCAGUAGCACAGCCAUCCGGAGUCUUCCCGCCGAUGGCCCAGCCGAGCUACACAUGUGGUUUCCAACCUUAUCAAGGCAUGCAGAACACGCUUCGCCCUACCUGUCUCUUUCCGAGAGGAGGGCAAGGGAACCCACAGGAUGGCUUCAGAGGAGAUCCGAGCACCAGUCAGACACCUCCAGGAUUCGAUCGACCUGGAUCGGCCUCACUCGGAGGGAGGAUCCCAGGAAGUACCCCCGGGAAGCAAAGAAGGGUGGACAGCGAAAGACAAGAAAUGCAAAGGGAGGACUCGGCCUCCUCCACUCCAAGAUCAGAGGGUUCGGGAGAUCGGGUUACAAUGAUAGGUACACCUGGUAUGAAAACCACAAGAAGUCGCACGCCAACAACCUUGAGCCGAGGACAAUUGGAGAUCAUCGAGAAUAGAAUUCUGCCGAUCAUAUGUCUCGCGGUGAAAGAGAAUAUCUCGGUGAUUGCGUGGAGCAGUGGAGAUGGAGCCUCGGACCUGUUCAGCACAGCUUCCCCAGAUCAGCCGAUGCCAACCGCGGUGACUAGUAUCAUUCAGGCGGCUGUGAGGGGAAAGUUUCUGGUCCGACUGAUUUCGGACAUACCGAUGGGUAGAUUCAUCCUGGACUUAGCGAAUGGGAGGAAGUUGAAGUUCUUCGUCCCAAUCCUCGACGCUCGCAUGGAGACGACACAGCUGGCUAAACUAGAACAAGAGGGGAUGAGACUUCUACCGCUCUGCUGGUUCGCAGAAGGAAGAAGACAAGAACUCUGAAGAAUUAGAGUUCCUCCAUUCCGAACUGGAGACUUUUGGCAGAACUAAAUGGCAAGCUGUCGAGAGACACGAAACUCAAUUCCAAGU